GCUAGCAUCACCAUAAUACAAUAAUAAUGAUAAUGUCUGGGCCAUCCAACACAGCUAUCCGCGACUUCGCCGAAGGAGAGCCGUUGAAGAAUCCAGAGACGGCUGACUACGAGACAUGCUGCCAACAUUGCGGCAGCCCGUACUAUGUGAAGCAGCGUCGCCAUGGCCAAAUCAUCAUCUUCUCCCUUGUUCUAUUCGCGCUUCUUGUGACCCUGGGAAAGACGCUGAUGGGCCAGCCGGUCGAGGGGAUGAAAUUUCCCGACCCAACGCUACAAUUAUUUUCGCCUGCGAAUGACAUUGUGGAAUACAAGCAUCACAUAUUCGAUCGCAGUAGGGGCCAGGGUAAGACGCCAUUUCAGGGUUGGCCGUCUGACGAAAUCGACAAGACAUGGCAGGAUGCAUACAUAGCUGGCAUGCUCACUACCGUCGACCAUGAUACGGCGAAGGAACUUCCAGAGGAAACUGAGCGUUUACCAAUCUCUGGAAGGGAGGACGAGUAUUUGGUGACUCUCGAUGUUUUCCACCAGAUGCACUGCCUAGACAUUGUCCGGAUGGCAUUAUACCCUCACAGAUACGACAAGAGCUUCUAUCUAGCGAAUGGGACUAUAGAUUAUUGUAAAUGGCUUCACGUAGAUCAUUGCAUAGACCAGCUGCGGCAGGCACUUUUAUGUAAUGCAGACGUCAGCGUCGUCUACUAUCAAUGGAGCGACGUGGUGGAAGGAAUACGGCCUAUGGUGAAUAACCAGCACACUUGCCGUAACUACGACAAGAUCCUGGAGUGGGCCAAAGAAAGGAACGUCGCGGAGCAUGAUUGGCACCCAAGCCGUCGUGUGAUCGAGGAGGAGAACGGGACGUUCAGUAUUUUCCAGGGUAGAAAUCACGCUCUAGGCGAUGAGGGAGAGUGUAACGCAAUCUAGUUCAAUAUGAGGAAGUACCUAUAUUUUUUAGUUAGCCACAGUUAUCAGAUCUCGCUGUACGACAUUUUAGACAGUGUAUAUACUGUGCGACUAGCCCAAGCAAACGUAAUAGACACAAAUCGAUACCAUAA
This is a messenger RNA of Xylaria bambusicola, 1048 nucleotides long. RefSeq lists its product as uncharacterized. The coding region runs from base 27 to 917 and encodes 296 amino acids. The transcript has 4 exons. The record is from RefSeq and is a predicted model, not a curated record. Lineage: Eukaryota; Fungi; Ascomycota; Sordariomycetes; Xylariales; Xylariaceae. Gene Ontology annotation, biological process: mycotoxin biosynthetic process.